Molecule: messenger RNA, 1661 nt
Organism: Kockovaella imperatae
Lineage: Eukaryota; Fungi; Basidiomycota; Tremellomycetes; Tremellales; Cuniculitremaceae
Product: 5'-AMP-activated protein kinase beta subunit, interation domain-domain-containing protein
Exons: 4
Coding region: 127-1569 (480 amino acids)
Biological process (GO): signal transduction
Cellular component (GO): cytoplasm; nucleotide-activated protein kinase complex; nucleus
Molecular function (GO): protein kinase binding
Source: RefSeq, a predicted model, not a curated record
UCCUCCUCCUUCUGUCUGCUAUAACCCUCUCUCAAUUGCCAUUUCGGCACGACCUGGACUCUUUCAGUGCGACCUUCCUUCUCCUACGUCUCUACGACCACGACCUCGCCUCGACCUCCUGACACCAUGGGCAACACUCCCUCUGCUCAAGCGUCACCAGCUCGAGCGACAGGAGGAAACGGACAGAAAGCAAUCUCUCCUCAACUAGGUCAAUCAGAUACCGUCCCGAAUCCCAAUCGACCCAAUCUACGCUUACCUCUUCCUCAACGAACGAGUCAAAUAUCUACACCGAAUGAUUCGAAUCCUGCUUCACCGUCCGGUGGUGCCAGAGGGAAUUCGCCUAGACGGCGUAAAUCUCUCGAACUACCGGAUCUCAACAAGCUGAGCUUUACCCCUGCUGUCCCUGCGGCUCCUGUCCAUACUAUGGCCACAGCUACGGGCCCCACAUCCCAGGGUAAGCGUGUAGAGCCAGAUGGAGGAUCUCCAUCUCGUCGUUGGAAAAUGGGUCUGGGUCCUCGGAAAUCCGGUCUAGGAGCCAUGACCAGGAUUGACGCAUCACCACGCGCUGUCUCUGGAUCAAAGGACGACUCUUAUUUUCCCAAUGAUGCAGACCGGGGGCGCACUCGUGCAGUCGAGCCUAUAGCUAUCCCUGGUCGUAAAGAAAUGUCUCAAUCACCAGGUGGGACUCCACCCAAACCUCCUCCUCCGACCGUCGCCCCCUCCCCGCCCACACAUCGUCCAAUGGACCCCCUCGCGCCAACAGAGGAAGGAGAAGCUGACGGAUCGGUUUCUGUACCUGUGCGCUGGGAGGGAAGCGGAAAGCAAGUCUCAGUGAUUUGCGAUUUUGCAGACAACUGGAAGAAGCGGAUUAAGCUCAACAAAGUUGAUGGGGUAUUUGAAACCAUUUUACGUGUUCCACCGGGACAGUAUCGACUGAAAUUUCUGGUGGACGACUCCUGGCGAUGCUCCAAAAACAUCCCCACAGCUACAGAUAAUGACGGAACUUUGGUCAACUGGCUCGAGGUUGAAGCCCCAAAGACUGAAGACGAAUCCAGAGCAGAAUGGGCCAUGGACUCGAAGCCACCAGCGCCAAAGCACGAAGAUAUCGAUGACUCGCAAUGGACAUCUACGAUCCCAGCUCCUCUCUUCCUCUAUCAAUACUUGGAGGAAUUACCCUCUACUAUGAGCGCAGAACAAUGGUCUCAACACUACCGUGAUGUUCCCCAUCUUACGGCCGUACCUCAGCCGCCUAUGCUUCCCAGAGUCCUCGAGAAAGUCAUCGUCAAUUCUGAUGCGAGGAAACAAUUGUCAGACGAGGUGUUGCCUGGAUCCGCGACACCUGCUGGUACAGAUGAUAAUUCCAUCUUGGCCAUUCCUAAUCAUGUCAUCCUGAAUCACCUCACGGCGAGUGCCAUCAAGCAUGGCACACUGGGUGUGGGCACCACGACGAGGUACAGGAAAAAAUUUAUCACGACAAUGUAUUUCAAGCCCACACUUCAGGAUCUCAUGGAAGGCAACCCUGGCGUGCAGAAUGUACCAGAGAGAUCAGAGACCACUACUGAAGCUUGAUAAGACUUUGGCACGCAUAGAAAGCCGUAGAGAGUGUAGAGUGUAUCCCAUGUUGUAGCCUAUACGAAUGUGACAUGAAUUUUAUACGUCCA